Eublepharis macularius is the source of this 945-nucleotide messenger RNA. RefSeq names its product olfactory receptor 1094-like. Bases 112 to 945 code for a protein of 277 amino acids. Lineage: Eukaryota; Metazoa; Chordata; Lepidosauria; Squamata; Eublepharidae. The transcript has 2 exons. The record is from RefSeq and is a predicted model, not a curated record. Gene Ontology annotation, biological process: G protein-coupled receptor signaling pathway; sensory perception of smell. Gene Ontology annotation, cellular component: membrane. Gene Ontology annotation, molecular function: G protein-coupled receptor activity; olfactory receptor activity; odorant binding.
AAGGGGCACUGCACGACGAUUGCUGAGUUCAUAUUUGUGGGGUUAACAGACAAUAUUAUACUACAGCCAAUUCUCUUUGUCAUAUUUCUUAUCAUCUACACCAUCAGCUUGAUGGGAAAUCUUACACUGAUUAUAUUAAUUAGUGCCAGUUCUCGGCUUCACACACCAAUGUACUUCUUCCUCAGCAACUUAUCUUUCCUUGAUAUCUGUUAUUCCUCAGUGGUUGCCCCCCAAACACUGGUCAACUUCAUAGCAGAUAAAAAAUCAAUUUAUUUCAUUGGAUGUGCAACACAAAUGUACUUUUUCAUAGCUUUAGGGACUACAGAGUGUUGUCUCCUGGCUGUGAUGGCAUAUGACCGGUAUGUUGCCAUCUGUAACCCUCUGUUGUAUCCAGUCCUUAUGUCACCUAGGGUCUGUAUCCCUUUGGUAAUUGGAUCAUAUACUCUUGGAAUUUUUCAUUCACUUGUUCAUACAGUCUUCACAUUUAGAUUGCCUUUCUGUGGCUCAAAUAAGAUCAACCAUUUCUACUGUGAUAUCACACCACUGUUAUCCAUCUCUUGUUCCAAUACACAUGUCAGUGAAAUUCUUUUAUUUAGUCUUGUUGGAGUCAUUGAAAUCAUCACCAUUAUGACUGUUGUGAUCUCCUACACCUAUAUUCUUGCCACCAUCCUCAGAAUCCGCUCAGCCCAAGGAAGACAGAAAGCUUUUUCCACCUGUGCCUCUCAUUUUACAGGUGUCACAAUUUAUCAUGGGACAAUUCUCUUCAUGUAUUUGAGACCCACCUCUAGCUAUUCUUUGGAUACUGACAAAAUUCUGGCUGUAUUCUAUACACUAGUAAUCCCCUUGCUUAAUCCAUUGAUAUAUAGCUUGAGGAACAAAGAUGUAAAGGAAGCUUUGAAUUACUUCCUUAAAAAGAAUUUCUCCAUACAUGUAUUGUUAGCAUGA